Orbilia oligospora ATCC 24927 is the source of this 1350-nucleotide messenger RNA. RefSeq lists its product as uncharacterized. The coding region runs from base 1 to 1350 and encodes 449 amino acids. The transcript has 4 exons. The record is from RefSeq and is a predicted model, not a curated record. Lineage: Eukaryota; Fungi; Ascomycota; Orbiliomycetes; Orbiliales; Orbiliaceae.
AUGCUUUCGCCUCCAAACCCUCAAACCGAUGCCGAUAGGGCCUAUAUCUUAUCAAUGUCACCCUUAUUCAGGAAGUGGCCAGAAAACUUCGAAUUUCCUUUGGUCACCGUGCCAGGCUAUCGGCCACCAUCCAAUACGUUAUAUUCGGUCAUUAUUUCGUUCAUCAUAGUUUCAAUUACAGCUGCUAUAGUUGUUGCACGGUUUUGGGCGCGAUGGAGGUCUCUUGGGACUUGUGGUAUGGAUGAUUGGGUUAUGGUGCCAACUUUUUUAUUCUACAUUGCAUUCAAUGUUGUUAAUAUUUAUGCUGUAUUUGGAACCGGAUUCGGGUUUCACCUCUACGACCUGUCACUCAAAGAUAUUAGGGGUAACUUGUUGGUAACAUACCUACACGUUAUAUUCUCCUUUGCAGCACUGCAUCUUUGCAGAAUAUCGAUACAGCACCUUCUUUUACGCUUAACGCCAUUAACUUCAAGGACAAGACGAUGGUACCUCUACAUCCUCUUGACUCUCUCCUACUUAUUCGGUACUGCUGCCGUCGUAACUCAAAUAUUUCAAUGCGGACUACCUUUAUCCAACGUUCUCAAUUUCAGAAAGGCCUUCGACGGCACAUGUGUUAGUCUAUAUUCGACCACGGUUUAUGGCGUUUUCAUGACUGGCCACAUCCUAUUGGACGCCUUGACACUAUUCCCACCGAUAUAUAUCCUUAUCAAGCUCCCGACCAUGUCAAAGUCCAAUAAAUAUAACCUUACAUUCUUGUUAAUGUUAGGCGGAAUCACAAUGAUCCUUAGCGCCCUCAAACCUUUCGUCUUUUACAGAAGAAUGAUGAACUCGUACGAUAUCACUUGGACCUCAACACAUGUUGGAUUUAUUGGAAUUAUAGAACUGAGUCUCGCACUUAUCGUCGCAUCCUUACCGGCGCUGAACCGUCAUAUUAUAAAGUUCAAGAAGAAAUUGUUUGGAGACGGUGGAGGGGCAUCCAAAUUUCAGACUCUUUCGAUGAAAUUUGGCGUAAUCCGAUUCACACGUAGAGACAAAACGCGUCGAAGCCCCCCGAAGUCUCUGAGUUAUACAACCACUGGAGCAACUCUAACAGCAAACAAAGACGUCAUGCAUAGCUACUUGGAACUUGGGGAUAUGAAAUCCGAGGAACAACUGCGAUGUCCAUCUGUGGAAGAUAUUGAGCGAGGAAUUACAGUUGAAAGAGACUUUCAUGUUACCUCGCAAAGAAUAUCCGCAAUACAGGAGGAAAUCAUAGGCCCACGACAGCCAUUUAGAAGCAGGAGUAUGCCAUCUGCGACAUCAGAGGUAUUUGUUGUCGUUCCACCACCUAAGGCUCGACUUUCGGCAUAG